Fusarium subglutinans is the source of this 408-nucleotide messenger RNA. RefSeq lists its product as uncharacterized. The coding region runs from base 1 to 408 and encodes 135 amino acids. The record is from RefSeq and is a predicted model, not a curated record. The transcript has a single exon. NCBI's taxonomy places the organism in Eukaryota, Fungi, Ascomycota, Sordariomycetes, Hypocreales, Nectriaceae.
AUGCUUACCCGCCGCCACUUCAAGGCCCUCGCAUCUGGACGCUUGAGCCGUUGGAUCGAACCCGGCCGUUCAACACUCGUCGUUCGCAAAGAGCACACUAAGUGGCAGUGCAACGAGAAAGUUGAGCCCAAAGACAAGGAAGCUAAAUCCGACGACAAAAGUAAGCCUAUUGAGUGUCAAGAGGUCAUGAAGAUGAGCGAGCGACUCUGCACGAAAUGCGGGUGUAUUCGCAGAGUCGGCGCAGCUGCGAUGACCGAGGAUGGGAUGUACCUUGGCGUGCUUGUCAGUAUCACCAAGGGAAUACAGGAGUGGUGGGAGUAUUUCCCUGAACUGCAGGAGGAGAGUUGCGAGGAGCCCACUAACACUGACACUGACAAUGACAAUGACGUUGUGAUGGGGGGAAUGUGA